This is a messenger RNA of Salmo salar (Atlantic salmon), 2505 nucleotides long. NCBI's taxonomy places the organism in Eukaryota, Metazoa, Chordata, Actinopteri, Salmoniformes, Salmonidae. The record is from RefSeq and is a predicted model, not a curated record.
AUAGGAAGGGAUAUAAUUGAGUCGGGAUCAGAUUUGCCGAAGGGAGAGCGGGGGAGGGUCUUGUAGGCAUAUCUAAAAGUUGAGUAGCAGUGGUCCAAUGUUUUCCCAGCGUGAGUACUACAGUCAAUGUGUUGGUAGAACUUCAGUAGCCUUUUCCUCAGAUUCAUUUUUUUUUCAUCCCCAGCUACAAUAAAUGUGUCCUCGGGAUAUGUGGUUUCCAGUUUGCAUGAAGUCCAGUGUAGUUCUUUGAGGGCCAUCGUGGUAUCGGCUUGAGGGGGAGUAUACUUGGCUGUGACUAUAACUGAAGAAAAUUCUCUUGGGAGGUAAUAUGGUGGGCAUUUCAUUAUGAGGUAUUCUUGGUCGGGUGAACUAAAGGACUUGAGUUUCUGUAUGUUAUCACAAUCACACCAUGAGUAGUUAAUCAUGAAACAUACACCCCCACCUUUCUUUUUCACAGAGAGUUCUUUAUUCCUGUCUGCGCGAUGUACUGAGAACACAGCUGGCUGUAUGGACAGGGACAGUAUAUCCCGAGAGAGCCAUGUUUCCGUGAAACAGAGUAUGUUACAAUCCCUGAUGCCUCUCUGGAAGGAGAUCCUCGCCCUGAGCUCGUCUACUUUAUUACCCAGAGACUGAACAUUAGCCAGUAAUAUACUCAGAAGCGGUGGAUGGAGUGCACGCCUCCUGAUUCGGACUAGAAGUCCACUCCGCAUACCUCUUCUCCGCCGGUGGUGUUUUGGAGCAGCCUCUGGAAUAAGUUAAAUUGCCCUGGGGGGGUACAAACAAAAGGUCCAAUUCUGGUCGUAAUGCUGGUGAGUUACCAGUGCUCUGAUGUCCAAAAUGUUAUUUCCGGCUGUGUGUAAUAACACAAAAAAAAUCAGGGCUAAUAAUGUAAGAAAUAACACACCAAAAAACAAAAUACUGCAAAGUUUCUUAGGAGCUAGAAGCAGAGCUGCCAUAUCUGUCAGCGCCAUCUUACUACUGUCCAAUGGUUGUUUCCUCGUCUCCGCUGCCACUUGCCUCCGCCGCGCUAUUCUUUCAUUUAAUUUCAGCUCACCAGGCUUGGGUCUGACCAGAAAUUAAUUUCAAGUUCUGCUUCUGAUGAGAACUCUAAACUGCAAUUCGGGUCUCGUGUGCAGUCUGGCAGUGUCAAUUAUGCAUGUGGUUUGAAUUUACGGCGACUUUGUGUGAAGUAAAUACGCUAGGCUAAAGGCUACUAUGCAACCACCAGUUUGUAUAAUGUGAUAUAAUUUUUUUUUGCCAAUCUACUGCUGCUCAUGUUGUGUAUUUCUUUGAAUUGCGUUAGUGCGACAUUGGCUUAAAAUGUCAUAAUUUCCCAGGUCUUUUUUAUUUAAAAAAAUGUGGGAAUUGUGAAUAGUGGUCACGGGACAGUCCCGGAUCCCGGUUACCGAUAUUAAUCCCUAAUUUGUAUCUCUUCUCUGAAUGGAACCCUCUGAUCUCAUAUAAUUCUGGUUUCCCAGGGAACAAGGAAACAAUGAAACAAAGUAUUUGAAGCAUGCAACAUUUUAGUACUUCAAGAACUCUAAACAGAAUUGUACACAAAAUUGUAGACGGGGGAAAUCGAAUGGACUUUCUUGUGAAGAAGAUUCAAGAGUUGGAUAUCUCCAGGUAUCAUAUGAGGGGACACUAUAGGAAACUUGACUCUCCAAAGAAUGAUCCCACAGAUGACUUUGCUGAUAACACUAGGGCUGCAGAGAGAGGUUGUGAUAGUCUCACAGACUGCCUGAAGGUGCAGUCAAAGACCAUAGAGACAACCCCCUCCAGACUUAACCCCAGCAUCUCAGACCUCCUGUCCAGGCUGGGCACCACCAGCUCGGGCCACGGCCAGCACCCCGCCAGCAGCCCCUCCGACCACCACCUCCACUACGACGUCAUGGUCCACAGCUACUCCCUCAACCCAGCCACUCCAAUCCCGGUAGGGUCCAACAACUCGACUGGUGCCGACCCUCAUCCCCGGCCGCCACAGACCAUGCACUGCCACCACACCUCCGACUCCCAGAGAUCAAUGUGCGGCGAACUGGAUCCUCUCUUCAUCCGCAAGGUCACGGCUGCAGAACUAGUCUGUGGGGAGAGGAAGUACAAGUGCUCAGGCUGCCUGAGGUACUACGAUUACCUGGGGACCCUCCUGGGUCACAUUGACCAGGGCUGGAGGGAGGGCUUCAGCUGCAGGGUGUUCUACAGGAAGCUGAAGAGCAUGCAGGACCGCAGGCCCAUGAUCAUGAUGAGUUGCCAGAGCAGGGAGUCUCUUGCCAUGGAUAACGACCCUAAGCCCUCCAGCUCCUCCACCACAUACCUGGGGUCGGCCUCGCUGGCUCUGGCACCCCAGCCCACCGACAGCGUUGGGAGGAAGGGUCUUGAGACGAGCGAUAAGAAGGGAGACAUGAUCCAAAAGUGGCUGCAGAAGACAGAAGUGACAGCAUCACUUCACUGAGGCAGUUUUGUAUGAGUUGGUUGGAGAAUGUGUGUACUGUAGUAUUGUUGCUGGGU